Messenger RNA from Anastrepha obliqua, 1494 nucleotides. Its product is annotated as myrosinase 1-like. The transcript is spliced from 7 exons. NCBI's taxonomy places the organism in Eukaryota, Metazoa, Arthropoda, Insecta, Diptera, Tephritidae. Gene Ontology annotation, biological process: carbohydrate metabolic process. The record is from RefSeq and is a predicted model, not a curated record. Gene Ontology annotation, molecular function: beta-glucosidase activity. The coding region runs from base 1 to 1494 and encodes 497 amino acids.
AUGAGAGCUCAUUUAAUCCUUGCACUGUGUUUGCAUUUGUGCAGCAAAGCAGCGACCGAGAAAUGCCAACUAAAACACAAAGGUGGAAAUAGGGAGUUUCCAGCGAAUUUCUCCUUUGGCGCCUCAACCGCGGCCUACCAGAUAGAAGGCGCUUGGAACGAAGAUGGCAAGGGGCUCUCUAUUUGGGACACAUACACACACACGAAUCCGGAGAGGAUACGCGAUCGCACAAAUGGCGAUGCAGCGGCAGAGUCGUAUCAUCGUUUCGAGCAGGAUUUGGUGGCACUGAAGGAACUCAAGGUCAACUUCUAUCGCUUCUCGUUUUCCUGGCCACGCCUGCUGCCAAACGCCGACACGACGGUGAUUAAUCAAAAGGGCAUUGACUAUUACAAUAUGAUGAUUGAUAAGUUGUUGGCAAAUAACAUUGAACCCAUGGUGACAAUGUUCCACUGUGACUUGCCAGAUGCGCUCAACAAGUUCGGUGGCUUCACCAAUGACAUCAUAAUUAAAUACUUCCACUACUAUGCAGAAUUCUUGUACGAAACAUUUGGAGAUCGCGUCAAGAAAUGGAUUACCUUCAAUGAACCCUUCGACUACUGCGUACUGGGCUAUGGCCGAGCGUAUUUCCCGCCCUUGGUACAUUCACCCGGCGUGGCCGAUUACCUCUGCAUGGAUAAUACACUGCGCGCUCACGCCGCUGCCUAUCGCGCUUACAAAGCGAAAUAUUUCAGUGCGCAAGGCGGCAAAAUAGGCAUCACCAUCAGCAGUCGUUUCUACUACAAUCAGCAGAAUGGUGGAGAUGAGAGCAUCGUCGAACGCGCUAUGCAGUAUUCGCUCGGUUGGCUGGCUAAUCCGAUUUUUGGAAAAACCGGCAACUAUCCGCAACUCAUUUUAGAUGAUAUUAGGAAUAACAGUAUGCGCGAGGGCUUGUCUUGGUCGCGUUUACCCGCCUUUGAUGAAUUCUGGUCGAAAAUAAUUAAAGGUUCUGGUGAUUUUUUGGGUCUCAAUUACUAUACCUCGCGGUAUGCAGAGUUGGCAGAUCCGGCUGAUGGUGAGAUACCUUCUUGGGAGUAUGAUUCACAAUUGCAAUAUUCGGUAGACGAGAAGUGGAAACAGGGUAAUUCAGACUGGCUAUACUGCGUGCCGCAGGGAUUGGAGGAUAUUCUGAAAUGGAUUCGUGAUCACUAUGACAAUGUCGAAGUCUUUGUGACGGAAAAUGGUUGGUCGGAUAAUGGACAGUUGGAGGACUCCGAACGGGUGGAUUAUUUGCAGGCUCAUUUGCAAGCAGUACUCAAUGCAGUGAACGACGGCUGUAAUGUCACUCACUAUUCCCACUGGAGCUUAAUCGAUAAUUUCGAAUGGAAUAUGGGCUACACCCAGAAGUUUGGUCUCUUUUAUUUGAAUCUGACGAGCCCGAAUAAGGAACGGAUUGCCAAAAAGUCCGCGCGUUACUAUAGCAGCGUCAUUGAAACCGGAAAAAUAAUUUUAAGCUAA